AUGUCGCUGAAGCCGUUCAGAAUACCAGAGACGCGUCUGAUAGUGGCCAGCGAUCUCGUGGUACAGGUGACGUUGACGUUCCGGACAGACGACGACGAGGAGCUGAGCUACCGGUACGCGCACGACAUGGAGCUGCAGUCUCUGGUGCAGACAUCAGUAGUAUCACUAGUGAACUGCGGAUACACCAACGGGGUGGCUCGGGGACCCGGGUUCGUGCUGCACCAAAUGCGCAAAAAGUGGCCGAUAGGUAAGCGGUACAUAUUCACGCGCGACGGCGAGCCACUGCAUUCGAGUCAGCACAAGUACUUCUUCCAGCUGGAGUUCGUGGACGACCAGCAGACAAGUGACCAGGUACCAGCUCUAGAGGUUGUGGAGCUGCGCGGAGCCCCGGUGUCGCCGAGCGCAUCGUCGAUUGCGGGAUCGGUGAUUGAGGGGCUGGACGCGCUGCCGCUGCCACCAGUGGCGCCUCUUGGAUAUGGAGAGCAGCUGGACGAGACUGCAUAUAAUGGACUGCAGGCUCCUGUUGUUGAAAGAAGACGCGGGUCGGAUGUGUCUAUGCGCGGGGCAGCGUCUCCGGGAAUCAGAAAUCAGCUCAUGGCGCGGGACGGCGAGGCAAUGGAUGUAUCGCCACGUAGUGCUGGUAGGGUGCGCCGGCUUGUGCAGCAUUCGAUACAACAGCCAGCGCAUUUCUCACCACGGCAGCCGCAGCAGCCAGCGCAUUUCUCACCUCGGCGGUACCAACCGCAGUCGCCGCCAACGAGCCCCCGGCUUCGGCGUCCGACCUCCCGAAGCAGCACAGUGUCUAUGAGCGAGCCCCGAAGCGGUCGGCCGCCGGUUCCUCCUGAUGGAGCAGCCCAGAGAACGCCCGGCAGCGCACACCAGAGACAGCGCCCGGCCCAUUCGAGCUGGUACCGGCCAUUGCAUGGGGUUUCGCCAUUGUCCCGGCAGCCCAAAUCGCUGAGCAGUGAAGUUGAGUUUCUGUCGGCGCGGGAAGAAAGCUUCCAGGAGAGCAGCCAUGAGAUUCUGCGCGACCCACAUGCCAUAGGCGACGCUCAGCCGCGGGAGGCCGUGACUAGCAAGUUCAAGCGCAAGAUGCUUCAUCCGGUUGACCUGCGCAGAUCCAGUCGUCGCCGCAGCAGCCUGUCGCGCGAAAUACCCGUGCUGGAGUCCGAUACGGAUGUCAAUACCAGCGAUUUCACGAACAUCGAUACGCCAGCAGCCCCAACGCCCGACAGAGGCAGCAGCCUGAAGGUUAGAAUGCUGGCUGCUCCGCAGUCGCGGAUCUCCAGGGGGUCUUUGCGCAGUCGCGGGCUAAGCGGCGCCAGCCAGCAGAGCAGAGCAUCGACCAACUCGCACCACCGGCAGACCGAAGAUGAGGAGGACGGGCAAGCGAGCACUGUGGCGCUGACAGGGACGGGCUCAACGUCGUCUGUGGGGUCGGUAGCAGCAAGCCCUCAUUGUCAGGCAGAGCUGCCGCACUCGCCCCCAGUGUCUAAACCGCCGCGCGCUGCCCCGACAAGGGCCAUGACGGCGUCUGAUAUCCAGCCGACCAAGAGCUCGUUGUGGAGCCGGCUGCGAGCGCCGUUUGGCGGACGGGUAGACAAAUCGCCAAUCAGGCCCAGUGUACGCGAGCGCAUUGCUGCGUUCAACUCGAUGGACCAGCUGGGUACUGACAAUAGCCACACAUUCGCUGCCAGACCGCAAAGCACAGAAAGCACAUAUGCGUUUAUCGGCUCCAAUUCUCGCAGGUCGUCGCUGAUAUCACCGGUGGGCGUGCGGGCGGAGAGCCGUACCGGCGGCUCGACCCGCACAGCCUCGCCAGCGCAGUCCAAUACCAGCAUGGUGUCGGCGCGUGUGCAGGAGGCUAUCAAUCUGUUCACAGGUACCACUCCCGACAAGGACACUGGUGCGCUGGUUGGUGGCAGAAGAUCGGCUACUAGUGGAGUCAAGCAUGCAAAGCCCGUCGAUUAUGAUGAUGAUUUCAUCUCACCGACCAAGCGUCAGCGAGCACAUACGCAGGACGAGUAUCGCAUGGCGUAUGCUAGCAAUAAGCCAGACCGAUCCAUGGGCGCAUCGUCGGGAGUCGGUGGACUGAACCCCGUCACGCUGGUCCAGCGCAUGGCCCAGCGCUACCCACGCCCGUAG
Linderina pennispora is the source of this 2145-nucleotide messenger RNA. RefSeq lists its product as uncharacterized. Lineage: Eukaryota; Fungi; Kickxellomycota; Kickxellomycetes; Kickxellales; Kickxellaceae. The record is from RefSeq and is a predicted model, not a curated record. The coding region runs from base 1 to 2145 and encodes 714 amino acids. The transcript has a single exon.